UUCCCAAAUCAAUUCGAAGCAGAGUGGGACUUUGGAGCUGGGUAGGAAGAGCAGCCAGGCGCAGAGGUGGGGGUGUGCCGAGCGCCAGCGUCGGCUGGCUUUAUAAUCCGCCCGGGGAGAGAGGCGAGAGGCGGCAGCCCCAGUGCGCGUCCAGCACAGCGCAGCGGCUCAGCGCAGCUCGGACCAUGGUCUUCCCAUCCCGGGGCUGCCCCGGGCCGCUCGUGCGGCAAGUCGUCUCGCUGCUGAUGCUGGCCGGACUGCUUCUGCCGCCCGCCCAGGCCCUGCCCAACGAGCUGCUGCCCGGGGACUUUCCCGCAGAUGAGAAAGGGGCUGCAGACUUCGCCAAGAGCUACAACUCUACAGCGGAGACCGUCCUGUACCAGAGCACCUUAGCUAGCUGGAAUUACAACGUCAACAUCAGCAAAGAGAACGCAAAGCUGCAGGAGGAAGCAGACCUAUUUUCUCAAGAAUUCACUGAGGCAUGGGGUCUGAAAGCCAAGAAGUUGUUUGACCCCAUCUGGAAGAACUUCACUGACCCCCUGCUUCAAAAGGUCAUAAAUUCUAUUCGGAUCUUGGGCUCCGCCAAUCUGCCCCUAGAGCAGCGUCAGAAGUACAAUACCUUGCUGAGCAAAAUGACCAGCAUAUAUUCUUCAGCCAAGGUCUGCUUUCCCAACAAGACUGCCACCUGCUGGGCCUUGGAACCAGAGCUUACAGAAAUCAUGGCCUCAUCAAGGAGCUACAGUAAGCUGCUGUUUGCCUGGGAGGGCUGGCACAAUGCUGUAGGGAUUCCUCUGAAACCUGAAUAUCAAUCUUAUGUCAAUCUCAGCAAUGAGGCUUCCAAGAUGGAUGGCUUUAAGGAUACAGGAGAAUACUGGCGUUCUUGGUAUAAUUCACCCACAUUCACGGAAGACCUAGAACGACUGUACCAACAGCUGGAGCCACUCUACCUGAAUCUCCAUGCUUUUGUACGCCGUGGCUUGCACCGCCGCUAUGGAGACAAGUACAUCAAUCUCCGUGGCCCCAUUCCUGCUCAUCUUCUGGGAAACAUGUGGGCACAGAGUUGGGAAAACAUCUAUGACCUGGUGGUUCCUUUCCCGAACAAGCCCAAUCUCGAUGUCACCAACACCAUGGUGCAGAAGGGCUGGAACGCCACACACAUGUUCCACGUUGCCGAAGAAUUCUUUACGUCCCUGGGGCUACUGCCUAUGCCUCCAGAGUUCUGGGCCAAGUCCAUGCUGGAGAAGCCGAAUGAUAAACGAGAGGUGGUAUGCCAUGCCUCUGCCUGGGACUUCUACAACAGGAAAGAUUUUAGGAUUAAGCAGUGCACAAGAGUGACCAUGGACCAGCUGUCCACUGUACAUCAUGAGAUGGGCCACAUACAGUAUUACCUUCAGUACAAAAAUCAGCCUGUUUCCCUGCGAGCAGGUGCCAACCCUGGUUUCCACGAAGCCAUCGGGGAUGUGCUAGCCUUAUCAGUCUCCACACCUACUCAUCUAAACAAAAUCGGCCUGUUGGACAAAGUUAUCAAUGACAAUGAAAAUGACAUCAACUACCUGUUGAAGAUGGCACUAGAAAAGAUUGCCUUCUUGCCCUUUGGUUACCUGGUGGACCAGUGGCGUUGGAGGGUCUUUAGUGGGGUCACAACUCCAUCUCAGUACAACUCUGAUUGGUGGUACCUUCGGACUAGAUACCAGGGCAUCUGCCCUCCCAUAACCCGGAAUGAAACCCACUUUGACGCUGGAGCAAAGUAUCAUGUCCCGGCUGUAACACCAUACAUCAGGUAUUUUGUGAGCUUUGUCCUGCAGUUCCAGUUCCACAAAGCUCUGUGUGCUGAGGCGGGCUACAGCGGGCCCCUGCACUACUGUGACAUCUACCAAUCUCAAAAGGCUGGUGACAAACUCAGGGAGGUACUGCAAGCAGGUGCUUCUCGGAGCUGGCAGGAAAUACUUAAGGGGCUGACAGGCACAGAGACUCUGGAUGCAGGACCACUUCUUGAAUACUUCCAGCCUCUCAUCAGUUGGCUGCAACAACAGAACCAGAAUAAUGGCGAGGUCCUGGGCUGGCCUGAAUUUGACUGGCGUCCUCCAGUGCCAGAUGGCUAUCCAGAGGGCAUUGACAAGCUGACUGAUGAAGCAGAGGCUGAGAAGUUCCUUGAGGAAUAUGACCGGUUGGGACAAGGCAUAAUGAAUGCAUACGUAGAGGCCAGCUGGGCUUACAACACAAACAUCACGGAGGAAAAUAGCAAGAUUAUGUUGGAAAAGAACCUGGAAUUAUCUUCUUUCACCCUACAAUAUGGCACCCGUGCCCGCCAGUUUGACGUCAGCAGUUUCCAGAAAUCAUCAGUGACACGACUCCUAGGAAAGCUUCAAGAUUUAGGUCGGGCAGCCCUGUCUCCAACAGAGUUGGAUAAGUACAAUAAGAUCCUGUUGAACAUGGAGUCAGCUUACAGUACAGCCAAAGUGUGCCGGCAAGGUGGUUCCUGUGUACCCCUGGAGCCUGAUUUGACGGAGUUGAUGGCCUCAUCCCAGGACUAUGACAACCUGCUAUGGGCAUGGAAGGGUUGGAGGGAUAAGGCAGGACGGGCUAUUCUUCCCCACUUCUCGGAGUAUGUGGAACUUAGCAACAAGGCUGCCCAGCUCAAUGGCUAUGCUGAUUCUGGAGCUUCCUGGAGAGCCCAGUAUGAAAAACCUUCCCUGGAGCAGGAUCUGGAGAAAAUCUACCUGGAACUGCAGCCCCUCUACCAGAACCUCCAUGCCUACGUCCGCCGUGCUCUGUUCCGUCAUUAUGGACCCAACCACAUCAACCUUCAGGGGCCCAUUCCUGCUCAUCUAUUAGGCAAUAUGUGGGCUCAGACCUGGUCCAAUAUCUAUAAAUUGAUGGUACCGUUCCCUUCUGCCAGCCAGGUGGAUGCUACUCCAGCUAUGAAGGAACAGGGCUGGACUGUGCGGAGGAUGUUUGAAGAGGCAGAUAAAUUCUUCCAGUCCCUUGGCCUGCUGCCCUUGCCCCCUGAGUUCUGGAAUAAAUCAAUGCUGGAGAAACCAAAUGAUAGCCGAGAAGUGGUGUGCCAUGCUUCUGCCUGGGAUUUCUACAAUGGCAAAGACUUCAGGAUUAAACAGUGCACAACAGUGAAUAUGGAGGAUCUCAUCGUCAUCCACCAUGAGAUGGGCCAUGUGCAGUAUUUCAUGCAAUACAAAGACCAACCUAUAGCCUUCCGAGAGGGUGCUAACCCAGGUUUCCAUGAGGCUAUCGGAGAUGUGCUGGCACUCUCUGUCUCCACCCCCAAGCACUUACACAGUAUUGGUCUGCUGGAUAAUGAGGGCGAGGGCUAUGAGAGUGAGAUCAACUAUCUGAUGAGUGUCGCACUGGACAAGAUUGCCUUCAUUCCUUUUGGGUACCUUAUUGACCAAUGGCGCUGGCGGGUGUUCGAUGGGAGCAUCAACAAGAAAGAUUACAACCAGGAGUGGUGGAGCCUCAGGCUAAAGUACCAGGGUCUCUGUCCACCAGUGCCUAGGACACAAGAAGACUUUGACCCAGGCGCCAAGUUUCACAUACCUGCAAAUGUGCCCUAUCUCAGAUACUUUGUCAGUUUUGUGAUUCAGUUCCAGUUCCACGAGGCCCUGUGCCGAGCUGCCGGUCACACAGGUCCACUGCACAAGUGUGAUAUCUAUCAAUCAAAGGAGGCAGGGAAGCUCUUGUCGGAUGCUAUGAAACUAGGACUCAGUAAGCCCUGGCCAGAGGCUAUGAUGCUUCUGACGGGACAGCCCAACAUGUCAGCCACAGCUAUUGUGAAAUACUUCCAGCCCCUGCUGGACUGGCUCAUCACCAAGAACAAGGAACAGGAAGAGACCCUGGGAUGGCCUCAGUAUGACUGGACUCCAUAUGGUGCCUCCAGAGCCCCCAACAGUGACAAAAUCAGCUUCUUGGGAAUGGAGCUGACGUCUGGGCAGGCUAAAGCAGGGCAGUGGACCCUGCUUGUUCUGGGCCUGGCGUUCCUUAUGGCUAUAAUAGGCUUGGCCUAUAAAACAUAUAAACUCAAAAGGCGACAAGAGCCUUAUUUUAGCUCUGAGGUGGAGCUGAGACACUCCUGAGACUGAGCCUGGACUGAAAGGAAAUGGAAAACCAUGUGGAGAGAAGAAGGGGAGAUGGUGAAGGGGAGAAAUGGAAGACAUGCUGAGGACCGAGCCUUGGCUAUUAAGGACUCAGGGAACUUAGUCCACUUGGACUCUGGACCUCAUUCUAUUUCUACUCUGCCCCACCUCCAUUUAAUUCUUUAUUACUUUCUUUUCUUCUUACUUUCUUCCUCUUUUCUGCCUUCUCUCUUUCUUCCCUUCCUCUGAGAUUUCUUCUUUCUUUCUGGCUUCUUCACUAUGCAAGAUGCAUUAGGACCACUUCAUUUCAACAGGCAACACUAGAGGUACCUCUCCAAACACUCCUUCCAUGGUAGAUAUCUAAAGGGGGAUGGAUUGAAUUGGGGGAGAAAGCUUUUUUUUUUCCCUGUGGCUUGUUAAUAAAACCUCCUUAGGUAUGCUUAGAAGAGCCUUUUCCCUUUCAAAGAUUCCCACUACCAAGAACCUGUGUGAAUGAAAUUAAAGGUUCUAUUUAAUUUUAACUAAGCUGUGUCCCAUUCCCUAAUCUCUAUUGCCCCCCAAAUAGUAAGCACUACCUUGGGAGAUGGGACUUGUAAUACCUGAAGGCUGCAAGCCUCCACUCUUCUCCUAUUCAUAUCCUACUUUCCCCAAGCAUCUACUCCCUAUUCUGAAUCAUCCUCCUACAGAGGAGAUACAGGAAGUAUUAAAAAGAACAGAAAUAGUCUUUCGGCCACCCCCACCUGGCACCUUUUUUAUUAUGCUGUAUUGAAAUCACUACUUUCCCUCUAGUCAGCCUUCUCUUCAGACCAUCUGGGCCUCUAUGGUACAGGUCAAGGAAAAAUGGGGGACCCUCUUGCCUUGGAGAUCAAAAGCCCCAGCUACACACUGCCUACCAGGAAAAAGGGUUACACAUCCUGACUUUAGUAUGGCCUCCAGGAAGAGAAUUUAGAGAGAUCUGGAUCAAACUGAGGAGGGAAACUCUUAGAUACAGAGCUUCUGGAAAGUUAUAACUGUCUGGGUGACUGGGACUUUGUCUGGGGGUGAGAAGGGUGGCCAAAAAAUGGAGCACUGCCAGCACUUUGUGUCCUUCAGUAACAGAAAUAACUAGCUUAGCAGGUAAUUAUCCAGAAAAAGUAAAACAGGAAGAUACAAGUUGGGAGCUCCCUCUAUCCAGGUAGCCACACCUGGCUUUUCAUUAGC
This is a messenger RNA of Sarcophilus harrisii (Tasmanian devil), 5288 nucleotides long. Its product is annotated as angiotensin-converting enzyme. The transcript is spliced from 25 exons. Bases 186 to 4088 code for a protein of 1300 amino acids. Gene Ontology annotation, molecular function: peptidyl-dipeptidase activity; metallopeptidase activity. Gene Ontology annotation, cellular component: plasma membrane. The record is from RefSeq and is a predicted model, not a curated record. NCBI's taxonomy places the organism in Eukaryota, Metazoa, Chordata, Mammalia, Dasyuromorphia, Dasyuridae. Gene Ontology annotation, biological process: proteolysis.